Molecule: messenger RNA, 3101 nt
Organism: Erpetoichthys calabaricus (reedfish)
Lineage: Eukaryota; Metazoa; Chordata; Cladistia; Polypteriformes; Polypteridae
Gene: msh2
Product: mutS homolog 2 (E. coli)
Exons: 16
Coding region: 64-2865 (933 amino acids)
Biological process (GO): mitotic recombination; mismatch repair; somatic recombination of immunoglobulin genes involved in immune response
Cellular component (GO): MutSalpha complex; nucleus
Molecular function (GO): ATP-dependent DNA damage sensor activity; mismatched DNA binding; ATP binding
Source: RefSeq, a predicted model, not a curated record
CCCAGCAACGUGCGUUUUCCCUUUGACCUUGUGCCUGAGUACUGGCGGGAGAUUGUUUGCAUCAUGGCGGUGCAGCCGAAGCAGAGCAUGUCUAUGGACAGUGCCGCAGAGAGCGGCUUUAUUAACUUCUAUUUCUCAAUGCCAGAGAAACCGGACACCACCAUCAGAAUGUUUGAUCGUAGUGAAUAUUAUACGGUGCACGGGAAAGAUGCGUUGUUUGCAGCUAAGGAAGUGUUCAAAACAAAUGGAGUAAUUAAGAAUCUUGGAGCAGGUAGUCGGAAAUUGGAAAGUGUUAUUCUCAGUAAAAUGAAUUUUGAGUCCUUUGUUAAAGAUCUUCUUCUGGUGCGACAGUACAGGGUUGAAGUUUAUAAGAACAAGGCAGGUGGAAAAGCAACCAAGGAGCAAGACUGGCAGCUGGCAUAUAAGGCCUCUCCUGGAAACCUGACCCAGUUUGAAGAUAUCCUCUUUGGUACUGGUGAGCAGUCGGCUGGAGCAGGUGUUGUUGGUGUAAAGAUAGGCACGGGUGAAGGAGGCCAGAGGCAGGUUGGAGUGGGCUAUGUGGACUGUACACUGAGGAGGUUUGGGGUGUGUGAAUUUCCCGACAAUGACCAGUUCUCAAACCUAGAGGCUCUCCUAGUACAGAUUGGACCCAAAGAAUGUGUACUGGCAAGUGGGGAGGUUGCUGGAGAUGUUGCCAAGCUGAGGCAGGUGGUUCAGCGUGGUGGAAUCCUUAUCACUGACAGAAAAAAGACAGACUUCAGUACCAAAGACAUUGUGCAGGAUCUAAACCGAUUGCUCAAGGCCAAGAAGGGGGAACAGAUUUCCAGUGCUGCUCUGCCUGAAAUGGAGAAACAGGUUGCCAUGUCAUCAAUUUCAGCUGUGAUUAGGUACCUGGAGCUGCUUGCAGAUGAGUCAAAUUUUGGCUGUUAUGAGUUAACAACUUUUGACCUUAGUCAGUACAUGAGACUAGAUAAUGCUGCAGUACAGGCACUUAAUCUUUUUCAGGCUUCUGCGGAGGACACCACAGGAACUCAGUCUUUGUCUGGUUUGUUGAAUAAAUGCAAAACACCUCAAGGUCAGCGACUGGUAAACCAGUGGAUUAAACAACCACUUAUGGACCAAAACCGUAUUGAAGAGAGGCUGAACCUUGUUGAGUCUUUGAUGGAAGAUUCUGAGUUGAGACAGAGCCUACAAGAGGACAUCCUUAGACGUUUCCCAGACCUUAACCGCCUGGCUAAAAAAUUCCAGAAACAUUCUGCCAAUCUACAGGAUUGUUACCGGGUUUACCAGGCAGUGGGCCAGCUACCCAACCUUGUGCUUGCACUAGAGAAAUAUACUGGAAAACAUCAGAUGCUUCUGCAUGCCGCUUUCAUCUCCUCUCUGAACGACCUCAUCAAUGAUUUCAACAAAUAUCAAGAGAUGAUCGAGACAACGCUGGACAUGAAUCAGGUAGAACACCAUGAAUUUCUGGUCAAGCCAUCCUUCGACCCCAAUCUGACAGAGCUUAGAGAAAGGAUGGAUGACUUGGAAAAAAGCAUGCAGUCUGUACUUAACAGUGCUGCCCGAGAGCUAGGUCUGGAAGCAGGUAAAUCUGUCAAACUAGAGUCAAACUCACAACUUGGGUAUUAUUUUCGAGUGACAUGCAAGGAAGAGAAAAGCCUUCGUAACAAUAAGAAAUUCACGACGUUGGACAUUCAAAAGAAUGGUGUCCGCUUUACUAACAGCAAGCUAAGCUCCUACAAUGAAGAAUACAUGAAAAGCAAAGAGGAGUAUGAGGAAGCACAGAAUGCUAUUGUAAAGGAGAUCAUUAAUAUUUCUUCAGGCUAUGUGGAUCCAAUCCAGACUCUUAAUGAUGUGAUUGCUCAACUUGACGCAGUGGUCAGUUUUGCUCAUGUGUCAAAUGGAGCCCCAAUGCCUUAUGUACGACCAAUCAUUUCAAGAAAAGGUCAAGGCCGUCUUGUCUUGAAAGCUGCACGACACCCAUGUAUCGAAGUGCAAGAUGAUGUGGCUUUUAUCCCCAAUGAUGUGACAUUUGAGAAAGGAAAGCAAACAUUUCAUAUAAUAACAGGCCCAAACAUGGGAGGUAAAUCUACCUAUAUUCGGCAGGCAGGAGUCAUUGUUCUCAUGGCUCAGAUUGGAUGUUUUGUACCAUGUGAUGCUGCAGAGAUUAGUAUUGUUGAUUGCAUCUUGGCUCGUGUUGGGGCUGGAGACAGUCAGUUGAAGGGUGUCUCUACAUUUAUGGCUGAAAUGCUGGAGACAGCGGCUAUUCUUCGGUCAGCAACAGAAGAUUCUCUAAUUAUAAUUGAUGAACUUGGAAGAGGGACAUCAACAUAUGAUGGCUUUGGGCUGGCCUGGGCAAUCUCUGAGUACAUUGCUACAAAGAUUCGAUCUUUUUGUCUUUUUGCCACUCAUUUCCAUGAGCUAACAGCCCUUGCUGACCAGGUGCCCACUGUGAACAAUCUACACGUCACUGCUCUGACAACGGAUGAAACUCUCACCAUGCUGUACCGAGUUAAAAAAGGUGUCUGUGAUCAGAGUUUUGGAAUCCAUGUGGCUGAGCUGGCCAGCUUUCCAAAGCAUGUAAUUGAGAAUGCAAAGCUGAAGGCUCUUGAACUUGAAGAGUUUCAGUAUAUUCAGAAAUCUGAACAGUCAGAGAGUGCGCCAAUUGUUAAGAAGCGCUAUAUGGAACGGGAGGAAGGGGAGAAGAUAAUUGAGGAUUUCUUGUCUAAAGUGAAGGCUCUGCCCAUAUCUGAGAUGUCUGAAGAAGCUGUCAAGAAAGAACUGAAGAAAAUUAAAGCAGGUGUUCUGGCGAAAAAUAACAAUUUUGUGAAUGAAGUGUUGUCCCGAUCUAAAGUUGUGGCUUAAAAAGGAAAGCAAGUUGGAUUUAGAAGAUGUUGGUCUAUAUCAUCAUACUCCGCUUCAUACAAAGAAGUUCUUAUUUUAGAACGGUGUAGGAUCUUCUUUAAUGUUCAUUUUAUGAGCAGCCUGCUGCAUCUUCAUGCUGAAUAUUUUAUACUUUCAGCCACAGUUAGACUUUUUCUGAGUGCUCUGAUUAAAAUGUACAUACUUUUUGUAAGUUCAAUAAAAAAAAACUCCAUUUA